GUCUCUCGGCCAAUCAGCUGCCGGCGGCCGCGGCUGUUGCCUUGGCGCCCGCCAAAAUGCAACUCUUGCCUUGUGCUCUAACGCAUAUGCGUAAGAAAGAACAACGCGGACCUUGCCCUUUUGCUACCAGGGCCGCUUGAGGGCUACAGGAGAGAAAGAAGGGGUUCGUCCUCUGCUUCUUCUUUCCUCUCUGCCGAUCUGAGAUGAGAAGAAGGCUUUUUUUCUGAGUUUCUUCUGAAAAACCCACCGGACGAGUUUUUCGUUAAGGAGGCGUCCGAUUGUACACCGAAAUGUCGACCAAAAUGGACCAGAUGAGCUGGUCCUCGCCAACAUCAGGCGCUCGGCGUGGAUCGCGGCAAUUUAGCAUUUCAUCGCAACAACCUCGGCUAAGUGUCCUUUCUUCGCCCAAGAGCGAAGGCGAAGCUAUGUCAAAUGAAGCAUCGUGCGAAGACUCCCCCGCCGAAAACCUGGACUGGGUUUUAGAUCACUGCUUUCAACAGUUCAAGAUCAGAGAGGCUUAUCCACAUUUUUUCCUCAAAGUGAAAGCAAGCAGAUUCGGGCCCCCCAGAUCUCGACGUCGCAUUCUCAUCGCCCCUCCUAUGGGUGAAAUGGCGGUUCGCGGGCCCAGGCCUCACCCGCCUGAACUUCCCGCUCCAGAGCAGAAACCUGUGGACUCAGGAAAACCUCCAGAGGUUGAAGAUAAAACCGCUCUGAAAGAGGAGGCAGACCUGCAAGAGCUGGAAGCUUGGAUCAUGGGAAGAAUAGAACUGCAGAAUCUGCUGAACUGUGUGGACCUUGAGGAGUGGCUUAUGAGGAAAGAGCCCAUCAGUGAGCAGGAACAAAAUGUGCUGAGGAGGAUACAAGAAUACAAGGAAGCAUUGAAGACUAAAGUGCAAGCCAAGUUGUGGGAAGAUGACACCCUUGAGAAUGUGAUACCGAAGCCACCACACAAGAUUGUCGUCCCUCGUAUCCACGCUCCUUUCCCCAAGUCGCUCAUGACGCUGCAAAACCUUCUGCACAAGCAGAAACUCAAGCUGGUGGACCUCUUUAAGAAAUCAGACAUCACCAAGACGAUGAGGUUCAAGAGAGACGACUUCAUUAAAAUAAUCCAAGAAACCAACAUUCCUCUCAGUACAACUGACCUGGAAGAGGUGGUCACCUACCUCAUGAUGUCAAAGAAAGUGAAUUAUAUAAGCAAUGAUGACCUGGUUCAGUGUCAGAAAAUAUGGACAGAUAACAUAAGAGACCAAUGGAGGCAGCCUAAAGAAUCAAAGCCAGAAGCAGAAGAGCUCCCACCUUCCGCACCACACAAGUCUUGUAGGAAAAGCGUUACAUUCUCCAAACAUGGUGAACCAAAGAUAUGCCGGCUUGAAGUUCCCCCCAUCAACACCGAAGUAGACCGCAGGCGUCUAACUUAUAAUCAGAUGGAGGAAGCUGGGAAAAGAUACCGGGAAAUGAAACGGCGGGCUAAGAGAAAGACCAACCCCAUAGAGUACGCAGAACAGUGUCAGCUUGUAAAAUCCGGAGACGCGGUUGUGGACGGCCACUGCUUUCCGAGCACCAUCCAGGGUGAAAUGGGAGAGCUGGUGGACAAACACCGGAUGGCUUGCCACCUGGUCUACACUCAGUGUCUCAAGCUGUGUGAAAAAUACGGCAUCCCGCUUACCGAGAAGAUGCUGAAAAGGGCUUUGCUCUACCCACCGGACAAAAUUGUAAGAGAGGGGAACCAUUUCCGCAGGAUGAGACAACCUGGAGGUUAUUAUGACCAAUCUAUGUACCGAUCAAGAUUGCUGUCAGAACAAUCAAGCACUUCGGGAGACAAAAAAAGAAAGAAGACGACAGAGGUUAAGAAGCCAGAGGUCCAAAAAACAGACAAGAGCCUUAACACCCGCUAUAAGUCAUACAGAGAGUUUUGGAAAGUAAUGAAGCCUUACACAAAAAAAGCGCUUCCACCAGAUAAUUAUUUCACUGGUUAUCACGUAACCUUAGCUGAAUCAAUGGGCAUACUUGUGGAACAAUAUGUGGAAAGUGAGCUAAGGAAGAUGUUUGCCCACCUGAAUCCCAAGACUGACCCAAAUAAUUUCUGGCCAGGACAUCUUCUUAGCCAACUGCGUCUCUUUCUACCCGAGGAAGCCCGUGACAACGGGAAUGCUAUAUUCAGCCACGUUCCUCGCACGUCCCCAGCCUAUCCUGCAAGAUACAAUCCUGACCGCAGCUGGCCAGUCAAUGACCAGGGAUACGUGUUGUACGGGGAUCCAGAAUCCCAAAAGCGUAAUUAUUAUAUUUGACGGUGUUUCAAAAUGUUCCAGAACGCUGACAUUUCAUGAGCACAUGACUACUCCGGCGGAUCUGCUGUGAAAAGCCAAUAUCCUAAGCAAAACAAGGACAUGGUAAGAAGAUUGCAGUGAAAGAUGGAUGGCAACAGUCUUGUUUGGUUAAAGGGGUUUUUCAGGGCUGUCAGUAAACUAAUAAUAAUAAUAAUAAUAAUAAUAAUAAUAAUAAUAAUAAUAUACAUCUGGCUUCCCCAGCACUCUGGGUGGCUCCCAACAUAAUAUUAAUAAUAAUUAAAAAAUGAAAAAACAUCAAACAUUAAAAACUUCCCUAAACAGGGCUUCCUUCAGAUAUUUUCUAAAAGUCAUGUGCCCCAACUGCAUUUUCUAACUUUAGGCAUUCCGAAGAUGAGGAAGUAAAUGCAUGGGUUUAGGGGGCCUGCUUGCUAGGUCCCCCAGACCCCAUUGCUGAUUUUGUCACCCUUGUAUUAUCUCAGUAUUUUCCAAACUUGGGUCUCCACCUGUUUUUGGACUACAAUUCCCAUCAUCCCUGACCAUGGGUCCUGCUAGCUAGGGGUGAUGGGAAUUGUAGUCCAAAAACGGGCAGAGACCUAAUUUUGGGAAACACCAGGAGUGUUUAUGUAUCUAUGGAGAAUCAGGGUUCUUAAAUGUAUGGGGAGACUCUACAGGUACAGAAGGCUGGUCCCAGGUUCUAGCACAGGGAUAGGCAUCCUGGGGCCUUCCAGGUGUCGUUUGGCCCCCAAGUCCAUCAGCUCCAGCUAGCAUGGCCAGUGAUCAGGGAUGACAGGAGCUGUAGUUCCACAACACCUGGAAGACCACUGAUCCCCCCUCCUUGUUCAAAUAUUACUGGAGGUGUUUAGAGAAUUCUCUUUAUCCAAUCAUUUUAUACAUCACAGUCAAGGCCCUCUCUUGGUCACCUCCCAGCACCCUGGCAAAUUGAAAAGCUCAAAAGGCUCUUAGCCUUUUCUUAUAGGAAAGGUGACCUGAUUAAUUGGUCCCUGAAAUUCCUCUUUCUACACCUUUUCCAUCACUUUGGAGUCCUAGAAUGGGCUCGUGCCUUGCUUCCAAGCGUGAUGCAAAGUGCUGGCAUUAACUGAAACGUCCUAAUUUGCUCAGGAUCCAAGGGCCUUAAACUUGGGUGGUCAGACAUCAGGCAUGCAGGAUCUGUUUUGGGGAAGAGCUGUAGAUCUGUGGUAGAGCGCAUGCUCUGCAUGCCAAAAGUGCCAGGUGACACCCAUGGCAUCUGCAGAAAGGACAAAGACAUGUGCCUUUAACCCUGGAGAGGCACUAGCAUCCAUGUAGGCAACAGCUAAAUGGACCAAUUGUCUGGCUCAGUAUAAAACAGGUCUUUAUGUUUCACAAACUAGAGGGUGAAAUAGUAGCUGGGGGGAAGGGGGAGACAUUGAAAUUAACGGGCAUGACUGUUACUUCCAUUCAUUUCAACUGGUUUACUCUGAGUAAAACUUAGUUGAAUGCCCCCGAGCACAUGCUCAGCCCAGGAAUUUGCCCCAGAGCUAAGCUCACAAUCCUUUAAUACAAAAACACCUGAUUCUUCCAUAAUCUUUAUUUUAGCACAUAGUUUGGGGUGGGGGGAGUCUUAGUUGUUGCUAUAGUUAAAACAGUUGGGAGCCAGAAACAUUUGCAAAAACAUCCAGAGGUCCACCAGUAGAUCGUCAUGUUCCUUCUUUGUACUUCUGCCUUAAGGAUCACUGCAUGAAUGAGCAAUCGGCUUAAGAUCUGCCUUAGAGGUUCCCCACUGGGCAAUGUGAGGCAGGUGGUGACUAUUGACAGCGCCUUCUGUGUGGUGGCUUCCUAUCUUUAAAAUUCUAUCCCUGGGGUGUUUUUCUAACAUCAAGUCUUCUCUUUUUUGUGCCCUUUUAUUUUCCCAGGCCUUUGUGUUUUAAGUCUCCUUUUAUUGGUUUCACUCUUUUCUUAAAAGGUUUGUUGCUCUUUGUUUCUUGAUUGUAUUAUGAUUUCAUUAUUAUUAUUAUUAUUAUUAUUAUUAUUAUUAUUAUUAUUAUUUUGUAAGCUACUUUGGAAGUCCUUGAACAGGUGAAUGGAAAAA
Messenger RNA from Zootoca vivipara (common lizard), 4356 nucleotides. It is a transcript of the gene EFCAB12, whose product is annotated as EF-hand calcium binding domain 12. Lineage: Eukaryota; Metazoa; Chordata; Lepidosauria; Squamata; Lacertidae. The record is from RefSeq and is a predicted model, not a curated record.